Messenger RNA from Zalophus californianus (California sea lion), 1332 nucleotides. Its product is annotated as ras-related protein Rap-2a-like. Gene Ontology annotation, cellular component: plasma membrane. Gene Ontology annotation, molecular function: GTPase activity; GTP binding; GDP binding. Lineage: Eukaryota; Metazoa; Chordata; Mammalia; Carnivora; Otariidae. Bases 87 to 689 code for a protein of 200 amino acids. The record is from RefSeq and is a predicted model, not a curated record. The transcript has a single exon. Gene Ontology annotation, biological process: Rap protein signal transduction; negative regulation of cell migration.
CCCCUCUCCCCUCCCCCCGGCCCCCGCCUCCGCGCGCCAUUCCUCGCCGUCCUCCGGCCGAGCGUCCCACCAGCCGCGUCUCGGCCAUGGCGGGCCUGGGGCCGCGACCCGCCAAGGGCUACCGGGUGGUUCUGCUCGGGAGCGUGGCCGUGGGCAAGACGGCACUGGCCACGCAGUUCGCCUGCGGCAGCUUCCCGGAGCAGUGCGAGCCGUCGGUGGAGGAGCUCUUCAGCAAGGUGAUCGAGGUGAACGCGGCGCCCGCGCUGCUGGAGAUCGUGGACACGGUGGGCGCCGAGCACCUGGUCACCCUCAAGGACCUGUACAUCAAGAACAGCGAUGGCUUCGUGGUGCUCUACAGCGUGUGCAGCGAGGCCUCGUUCGAGGCGGUGCGGCCGCUGCGGGAGCGCAUGGGCCGGCUGCGGGGGCCCAAGGCCGUGCCGCUCGUGCUGGUGGGUACCAAGGCCGACCUGGACGCCGAGCGCCAGGUGCUGACGGCGCGGGGCCGCGCGCUGGCCCGCGAGUGGCGCUGCCCGUUCCUGGAGGUCACGGCCAAGAGCAAACUGAUGGUGGACCAGGUGUUUACGCAGGUGGUACGCGAGAUGGAGGCCCUGGCCCCGCCCGAGGAAGAGGUCCCGGCCCCCCCCACCAACGCCCAGGAUACGUGGCCGUCCGAGAGAUUCAUUGGCUAAUACGCCACGGUUACUUUUGAAUACGUGUUCAGCGCUUUUCUGAUUUCUGAAGCUCAGCCUUCCUUCCCUGCUUUUUCAAGAAAGUUAUCCGGCCCAAGACAAGUGGUUACUUCCGCGUAGUUAACUCAGACCAGCUCCUCAGGCUGUUUGCAGAGCUUCUUACAUCCUUGGUGAAAACUUUGCCAAUUUGUUUACCUCUUACAGUGCUAUAGGAAGCCCCAAAUCGCUAUCUUUUUCCCGUAUGGAGAGAGUGCCACCCUUUUCUUCAAAUGGGAUUUGUUACAGGAUUCCCCCCCCGCCCCGCCUUUUUUGAUAACGAACGCCUUCAGAUGCCCUCCGACCUUUGAAAUGGAUUGAGGAACGUGAACUAAAAAGACUUUAAGCUUCGGAUUCCAUGAGGUUUUCGUGUGUUUCCCUCUGCUUUGCAGCCUCGAAGCGAGCGGUCAUAUUUUCCUCUCUGCGUAUUUCUAAAUAUAGUUAUGACACACGCAGCAGUGGUUUGAAAGGGAUAUUGUAUACCCUGGGAGGGGAGAAAUAACUUCUCACCCAGACGUUGCUCAGCUCUGCCUUCCCUUCUGUAACGGACAUUCGGUCGAUUUUGCAUCUGUAAAUUGAGUGAAAAUAAAGUGAUUUGAAAAGGUGA